This is a messenger RNA of Loxodonta africana (African savanna elephant), 1272 nucleotides long. It is a transcript of the gene ACOT13, whose product is annotated as acyl-CoA thioesterase 13. The record is from RefSeq and is a predicted model, not a curated record. The transcript has 3 exons. Gene Ontology annotation, molecular function: fatty acyl-CoA hydrolase activity. Bases 260 to 682 code for a protein of 140 amino acids. NCBI's taxonomy places the organism in Eukaryota, Metazoa, Chordata, Mammalia, Proboscidea, Elephantidae.
CUGCGCGGCUGAGCGGCUGGGAGCUCUGAGUCCCGGAGAGGCAGGCGGGGACGGAACGGCGCAUGCGCUUAGCGUCACAAAGGUCGCAGGACGUCAGAGCUCUGGCCGUGGGGCACCUCGUGAGCUUAGGGGGGCGGCGAGGGCUGUAUAUUUAAGCUCUUUGCCCUACGUGUCCUUGUUCUUUCGGCGAACUUCUGGGCUUGCCUUCUCUUCUGAGGUUUAUUUUUGCCCAAGCCCAGAAACCGGCGAACUGUCCACGAUGAGCGGCGUGACAAAGAAGGUCCUGGAGUUACUGAAGGCUGUAAAAGAUACACGCACCUUUGACAGAGUUUUGGACAAGGUUACUUUUAUCUCUUAUGCUCCUGGGAAAGUGAUUUGUGAAAUGAAAGUGGAAGAAGAGCAUACCAAUCAACUGGGCACUCUGCACGGUGGUUUGACAGCCACCCUAAUAGAUAACAUAUCGACGCUGGCUCUGAUAUGCACAGGAAAUGGACUGCCUGGAGUCAGUGUCGAUCUGAACAUAUCGUACAUGUCACCUGCUAAAAUGGGAGAAGAUAUACUGAUUACAGCAUAUGUUCUGAAGCAAGGGAAAACACUUGCCUUUGCCUCUGUGGAUUUGACCAACAAGGCCACAGGAAAAUUAAUCGCACAAGGCAGACACACAAAACACGUGGGAAGCUGAGAUUAGCAGUCUGACCUAAAGAAACCCAACAAUGAAUAUCAGUGCAAAUUUGAUUUCAAAUUCUCAAAAUAAAGUAGCACAACGAGAAAAAAUAGCUAAGAAACUUUUUCUCUGGGGAAAGACAUUAGAGACCAAGUAGAGUAGGUGGUCCUAUGUUUUUUCAUUUUAAGCCUCUUCAAUUUUAUGUUUUAAUCAUGUGUACAUUACAUGGAUUAAAAAAUUCUUACCUCAAAGUGUUCUAUAAAUUUAAGUAAAGCAAAAAAGCUAGCAGGGCCACCGCCACCUUGUGAUAAGAUUACUUUCAAACUAAAGUCCAGUGAAGUCUUGAUACGUGGUACGGGUAUGGGUGGAACUUAAAGACGUUAUGCUAAUUGAAAUAAGCCAAUCAGAAAAGGAUAAAUACUGUAUGACAUCAGUUACCUACAUAAAAAGACAAGGCAAAUGUACAGAGAUCAAAGCUUAUUAGUGGUUACGAGGGAUUGGAGGGAGGGGAAAGGGGCCAUAGAUGAUAAUGGAAAAAUCUCAUUAAGGGUAGGGUUGCACUGCUGAAUAAUUGCUGUCAAUAAAUUGUGUGCUUGUAAAAAGGUGAA